CUUCGCACACUGCUGUAUCCCCUGAGAAGUCUCAGUGAGGUCAAGACAGCCCCAGACAAGUAAACAGGGGCUGCUCAACCCCAGUGUUGAGGAAGCAGAAGGUGCUGUGUAUAAGACAGAGACAGACAAACAACUACACAUCAUCCAAAGCCAAAAGGUAUUUUUAGAUUGAAGGCUACCUUACAGAAUAAUUAAAAUAGCUCUCUAUCUUAGCAGAGGUUUAUGAUUAACGGGUAUGUUAUUUGUACAUUCUACCAAUACCUGCUAAUGCCCACAUUUGGAUCUUCAAAUUUUCCACUGUGUACCUUUUGUCUGGAGAAAACCUUGGACUAGAGAUAAGACCAUCACCAAAAACAUAUUUCUAGCAGCUCCCAAGUCCAGCCAACCAGUCUGGGUUUGAGGUCGAAUCAAGACCAUGAAGUGCCUGCUGCUCCUCGCCUUUAUUGGGGUGGCUGUUGCCUUCCCCACCUUUGCUGAAGAUGAUGAUGACAAGAUUGUGGGAGGCUACACCUGUGCAAAGAACUCUGUGCCCUAUCAGGUGUCCCUGAAUUCUGGAUAUCACUUCUGUGGAGGUUCCCUCAUCAGCAGCCAGUGGGUCCUGUCAGCUGCUCACUGCUACAAAUCUCGCAUCCAAGUGCAGCUCGGGAAAUCUAACCUGGAGGCCACCGAAUCCACGCAGCAGUUUAUCAACUCUGCUAAAGUCAUCCGCCACUCUGGCUACAGCCCCUACACCCUGGACAAUGACAUCAUGCUCAUCAAGCUGGCCACCCCAGCCACGCUCAACAAAGCUGUCCAAACCAUUGCUCUGCCUACCAGCUGCGUGGCCACCGGCACCACCUGCCUGAUCUCUGGCUGGGGCAACACUCUCAGCAGUGGCAUCAACUACCCGGACGAAUUGCAGUGCCUGAAGGCUCCGGUCCUCUCUGCCGCCGACUGCUCUGAUGCCUACCCUGGGCAAAUUACCAAGAACAUGAUGUGUGUAGGAUUCCUGGAGGGAGGAAAAGACUCCUGCCAGGGAGAUUCCGGCGGUCCUGUGGUCUGCAAUGGAGAGCUCCAGGGCAUUGUCUCCUGGGGUAUUGGAUGUGCCCAGAAUGGCUAUCCCGGAGUUUACACCAAGGUUUGCAACUACGUCUCCUGGAUCCAGUCCACCAUUGCCUCCAACUGAGAUGCUUGUUUGGUGGGACAUGUAUUUUCUCAUCAUCAUUUCUAUUCUUUUGUGUCUGGACAAGCAAAAAUUAUGAGAAAUUAAUAAAGACUUUCAGGCACCCCUA
Messenger RNA from Vidua chalybeata, 1271 nucleotides. Its product is annotated as trypsin I-P1-like. The transcript has 6 exons. The record is from RefSeq and is a predicted model, not a curated record. NCBI's taxonomy places the organism in Eukaryota, Metazoa, Chordata, Aves, Passeriformes, Viduidae. The coding region runs from base 416 to 1165 and encodes 249 amino acids. Gene Ontology annotation, molecular function: serine-type endopeptidase activity. Gene Ontology annotation, biological process: proteolysis.